Messenger RNA from Mollisia scopiformis, 2160 nucleotides. Its product is annotated as putative carboxypeptidase Y like protein A. The record is from RefSeq and is a predicted model, not a curated record. Gene Ontology annotation, molecular function: serine-type carboxypeptidase activity. Lineage: Eukaryota; Fungi; Ascomycota; Leotiomycetes; Helotiales; Mollisiaceae. The transcript has 3 exons. Gene Ontology annotation, biological process: proteolysis. Gene Ontology annotation, cellular component: fungal-type vacuole. The coding region runs from base 350 to 1987 and encodes 545 amino acids.
UAUGACUCGUAGGUAUUAUACGGCGACAUCAAGUGUCUCGUUAUAUUGGAACCUCUCAUCAUCGUGAUUCGAAGUUGUCUUCACGAGUCAGAGAGUACCACGCGCUGCUGCUGCCUGCAUGUCCGUCCAGGGCUUAUCGCCAUGACGACUGACGACACCUUGAUAGCUUGCCUUCCCUAGCUUGUGUUUCAAGCCCGCCUCCCCCAUUCCGUCUUCAUCAUCCUCCAGGAACUUACAACAUCAAGUCGUGUGAUCUGGUAUCUAGUCCAUCCUUUGUUCAUACCUUCUCAUACUUUAUCAUCACAACCCUCACAUCCAUUCCCUCAUCUUCCUCCCGUUAGUCUUCAUCAUGAAGCUCAUUGCAUCCACCCUUCUGCUGGGUGCUGCUUCAGCAGCCCAGCAGCAGAUCUUAUCAAACCCAUUCAAGGGCCAGAACCCACUGAAAGACGCGGUCAAGCCAGUUGCAGAUGCUUGGUCGAAGUCAUUGAAUCAUCUCGCCGAUUCGAUGAAAGACAUGACGGCAGAGACGAAAGCCCUCUGGGAUGAAGUAGCAAUGCACUUUCCGGAGGCUAUGGAUAAAGCGACAUUCUUCUCUCCACCUAAGCCGCAUACCCGCAAACCCGAUUCUGCAUGGGAUUAUGUCGUCAAGGGCGCAGAUGUUCAGGAUGUUUGGGUUGAAAACACCAAGGGAGAGAAAGAACGAGAGAUUGAUGGCAAGCUCGAGGCGUACAAUCUCAGAGCCAAGAAAGUCAGCCCUGACCUCGGAGUCGAUACGGUCAAGCAAUACAGCGGCUACCUCGAUGACGAGGAGAACGACAAGCAUCUUUUCUACUGGUUCUUCGAAUCCCGAAAUGAUCCUCAAAAUGACCCUGUAAUCCUAUGGCUCAAUGGCGGCCCUGGAUGCUCGUCUCUCACCGGUCUUUUCCUCGAAUUGGGCCCUGCAUCGAUUGACAAGAACCUCAAGCUCAUCAGCAACCCAUAUUCAUGGAAUGCCAAUGCUUCGGUGAUUUUCCUUGACCAACCCGUCAAUGUUGGAUACUCUUACAGUGGCGGCUCUGUCAGCAAUACCGUCGCUGCUGGCAAGGACGUGUAUGCCCUUCUCACUCUCUUCUUCAAGCAAUUCCCCGAAUACGCGAAGCAGGACUUCCAUAUCGCCGGGGAGUCAUAUGCUGGUCACUAUAUCCCAGUCUUCACUUCUGAGAUCUUGUCUCACAAGAAGCGCAAUAUCAAUCUUAAAUCUGUCAUGAUUGGUAACGGUCUUACGGACGGUCUUACCCAAUAUGAAUACUAUGAGCCUAUGGCUUGUGGCAAGGGUGGUUACCCAGCCGUCCUUGAUGACGGCGAAUGCCAAGCUAUGGCAAAUGCUCUCCCCCGCUGCCAAAGCCUCAUCCAAAACUGCUACGACAGCGAAAGUGUGUGGUCUUGCGUUCCUGCAAGCAUCUACUGCAACAACGCCAUGAUUGGUCCUUAUCAGCGAACUGGCCAGAAUGUCUAUGACAUCCGAGGUCAAUGCGAGGAUUCCAACAACCUCUGCUAUCCCGCUCUUGGAUGGAUCAGCGAGUAUUUGAACAAGAAGUCUGUUCAGCAAGAGCUUGGUGUCGAGGUCAGCAGCUACGAUAGCUGCAACUUUGAUAUCAACAGGAACUUCCUUUUCCAGGGCGAUUGGAUGCAACCUUUUCACCGUCUUGUACCAGGUAUCCUUGAGCAAAUUCCAGUCUUGAUCUACGCUGGUGACGCCGAUUUCAUCUGCAAUUGGCUCGGUAACCAAGCUUGGACAAAUGCUCUAGAGUGGCCUGGUCAGAAGGACUUCAACAAGGCCGACAUCAAGGACAUCACCCUCGAUAAUGGCGACAAGUACGGCAAGAUCAAGAAUAGCGGCAACUUCACCUUCCUGCAGGUGUUUGGUGCUGGGCACAUGGUUCCUAUGGAUCAACCUGAGGCAUCUUUGGACUUCCUCAACAGAUGGAUUGGUGGAGAAUGGUUCUGAAAUGUUGAUGCUUGACGAACGGUGCGCAACGGUGGAUUGUAUACUUGAUCAGAAUAUUAUAUGGAUGGGUACGGGAGAGGGCAUCGGCGCAAGACUUUUCAUUUGUUGACAUACGCCUAGUCUGGUUUAAGAUAGAUAAUCAGUAUUGACACUGCGAUUCCUGAGCCGCGCAG